Molecule: messenger RNA, 570 nt
Organism: Acanthosepion pharaonis
Lineage: Eukaryota; Metazoa; Mollusca; Cephalopoda; Sepiida; Sepiidae
Source: the annotation of a GenBank genome assembly
AUGUAUUUAUCUACAUCAGCCUGUUUAAAUAUAUCUACAUCAGCCUCUUCAAAAUUAUCUACGUCAGCCUUUUCAAAUCUAUCCACGUCACCCUCUUCAAAUCUAUCUACAUCAGCCUCUUCAACUCUACGUCAGCCUCAUCAAAUCUAUCCACGGCACCCUCUUCAAAUCUAUCUACAUCAGCCACUUCAAUUCUAUAUACGUGAGACUCUUCAAAUCUAUCUACGUCAGCCUCUUCUAUCUACAUCAGCCUCUUCAACUCUACAGGUUCUUAUCUUGAUUGGAGCGUCAAAAGGAACUAUUCGCCCUUCUACCAGUUCAUAUGUCGGUACGUUCAACUUUUAUUCCGUAUCUCGCUGCGAUAUAGAAAGUAAUCAUUGUCGAAUAGAUUUAACGUACCGUCGACACCUGGCGACUGGAGUCAUACAAGCAAAAGUGCACCGGGUUCCGCGCUGUAAUUCAUGUGAAAUAAGUCGAAGAGGAAAUAUUAUUUUAACUAUGUCUUUUCGCGUCAAUUAUAAUUUAAUAUCUAUCUAUCUAUCUAUCUAUCUAUCUAUCUAUCACCUAUAA